GCCAUGAGGUGAUGGGCGUCUGGCAGUAUCGAACUCAGCAGAAGCUGCUGUUUGACGGGCUCAAUAAUAUCUUCCUUAGCAAUUCCUCAAAAUAUCCGUACGAUCGAUCUGACAUAUUUUAGCGUCGUCUAAUGAAACACCACACGGACUUGCGUUUCCCUCGCUCGUCCUCCAGACACCGAGCACGGAAGGUGGGGAGUGACCAGCGCCUGGAUGCGAGUCUGAGCUGCAGGGGGCAUCCUCGUCCGCCCGCGGAAACACUCCGGCUCAUCGUCUAUCCCCAGCCGUACUAUUGAGCCGCUUGAGGCAUUUCCUGCACAAGGCUUGUAGUCGCGUUUAGGCGGAUAGAGAGGAGGAGGAGGGGGUGAUCGCGGAGAGGGAGGAAGGGGUGAGCAGAAAGGGAGGGCGUGAGAGAGAGUGAGCUGAAAGCAGGGAGCGGAUGAGGUGUAGGGUCUCCCAAGCCCGUAGUAAAUCUAUCUAGUUCAGAACACGCGGAGAAGUCCGAAGAAAAUAAUAGGAGCAAGAAGAGGACGCGGAUUCCUUUAUUCAGCUGCUUUUCGGAGUACAGAGGCCGGGGCGAGGCAGCUGUAGAGGGAUUAAAAUCCGAGAUCGCUUAUCAAAACGGAUGCAUGUUACAGCGAAGCGCUCGGACUGAAGUUGGAGAUUGAAUAAGAGGAGGGGAAAGCGCGUUACAUCGCACGGGAGCGCGGAUCGAGGCGAAGGCGCAACCCCCGCACUGCUGCUCGAGCUCGGAGCACCAUGAAGCUGCCCUGCUGGAUGGCGCUGGCGUCGCUCCUCCUGCCGCUGGGAGACCUCGCGUUGGGUCAAAGCCCGUCACCCUUCACGGAGGGCCGGCGACCCGCUGACCUCGAGGGUUCUGGGAAUGAUGAGUUCUUCGACGAUGAAGACCUGUUCUCUGGCUCCGGAUCCGGCUUCCCAGACGUGGAAGUGAAACCCACAGGAGCCAAAGUGCCCUUCACCACAGAGGAGCCCCCCCCCCUGCCCACCACGCAAGCCACCUCCCCCGCCCCCUCAGCCCCGCCUGCCGCCGAGCCCAGCGGCGGCCCUGGAGACAGCGCCACCCAGUGGGAGAGCGAGUGGGAGAGGGAGAGCUACAUGGAGCAGGAGAGAGAGAAAGAGAGGGAGAUGGAGAGGGAGAGACAGAUGGAGAGAGAGAGACAGCGGGAGAUGGAGAGAGAGAGACAGAGGGAAUUGGAGAGAGAGAGACAGCGGGAACUGGAGAGAGAGAGGCAGCGGCAAAUAGAGAGAGACAGACAGCGGCAGCUGGAGAGGGAAAGAGAGAGGGAGCAAGAAAUGGAGAGAGAGAAGAAAAAGCUGGCAAGACUGCCCCUGACCACGGAUUCUCCCAGAAUUCAUGCUGCUGUUCCCAUGGCGACGACCAGCUUUGCGACAACGCCGGUGCAGACCACAGCACUGUCUGCCACGGAGGAGUUCACCGCCAGCGGGAAGGAUGACGACGACAUGUUCAUCCCCGUGGAUCCCACAGAGACAGAACUUCCCACGCAGGCCACCUCGGACGCCGCCACCUCUGCUACGACUGCCCCCAGCACCCCCGCCCCCACUGAGGCCCAAACCACGCCCCCCAGCACCACAACCCCCAGCACCAUGGCUCAGCGGCCACACCGGCCCCAGACCGUGCCCACGACGCGCAGAUCACGGCCUCCACCCACCUCCACCGCCCAGCCCCGCACUCCUGACCAGGGGCUCGGCAAUGAGGUGACCGGAGCAGGGCCCAGCGGCGAUUCCGAGAUCGUGGAAGAGGAUGGUCACCAGAGCAACGAGGUGGGCCCAGAUGUCAAAGAUGUGGCCGACGGGGGGGCAGAAGCAGACCUGACGGGAAACACUGUGGACUCAGGAAGCUCCGCGGCACAGCUGCCCCAGAAGAACAUUCUGGAGAGGAAGGAGGUCCUCAUAGCGGUGAUCGUGGGUGGCGUGGUGGGGGCACUGUUCGCCGCCUUUCUGGUCAUGCUGCUGGUCUAUCGCAUGAAGAAGAAGGACGAGGGCAGCUACACGCUGGAGGAGCCCAAGCAAGCCACAGUCACCUACCAGAAGCCCGACAAGCAGGAGGAGUUCUAUGCAUAAGACUGGCCCCGCCCCCUUGCCCCGCCCACCCCGAUCCCUCCCCUCCUCACUUCUUCCAAUUUCCGCUUCCCUCCGUUUCCUCCCCCUGCCCUGCCCCCGUGUCUCGUCUCUCUGAGAGUGCCUACUGGAUCUCUCCAUGGACGCUGGACUUCACCGUCGCCCGAAAGGAAAGUAGAAACAGGAAAUAAAAAUGUAAAAGCCCAAGGUGAAGAAGAAAGUCACCGCGAUCAAACACACAGGAAACGCAGAGUACCGCUUUGUUUGUAAAGUAAAGUGAUUCUUAGUAUUAGUAUGAUGAUGAUCGGUAAUGACGAUUUUUGUAGAAGCUGUUAAUGCCUGGGGAGUUUGGCUGGUAUGUGCUGGUCUCUGGCAGCACAGGGAGUGGCAGAUAGAGGUGGAGGGAAGAGAGCACAGGUCACAAACAGCAGCGUUACAUGCACCGGUCACGCGCACCGGUCACACGCACCAGUCACGCAUGGUGAGACACACACACACACGCUCCAAGGCGCGCCUUUCAUUGCAAGGUGCCAUGUGGGCCGCUGUACUCAUCUGCUCCACAUGCGUGUGUGUGUGUGUGUGUGUCUACAUACUCGCAUGACUGCUGUUAGUGUGUGAGGUUACACGUGUCUGCAUGUCUGUCACGGAGGCACGUUCUCCAUGCGCAAACCGCGUCCGUCUCCAGCUGAGGGUGGCGACGGCCAUCCACACACGCUGCCCGCUGGGGGCACAAAGCCACCAGCUCCAAUAACACUAAUACACACACACACACCCGCUCACGCUCUCUCUCGCUCACUGCUUCCCCGCACCAGGCUGCAUAAACCUCCCUUAUGCACCGGUCUGCGUUGCCUGGCCAAAGACCUAACAGUAACAAGACCCGUGACACUGCAGACAUGAUUCAUUGUAGCCUUAACCCUGCGUCACAGAACCAGAAUGUUCGUCCCAAGCAGGUUUAACAGGCAUCAGGGGCGCAUCAGGCAUCAGGGGGCGCAACUUCCACUGGUUACGCUGCCAUUCCAGUUACCAGGGACACUCUGCAAACCAAUGUCCCUCGCUGACUUUUCCUAAUCAAAGUGGAUUUUACACCUGUGCAGUCAUUCAAAUUCAUGGGCAUAAACAGAGACCAGAGGCUGGAUCUCUUACAUAGCAAUAGAUAUGACAGCAGAGUCCGGAGGGUCUUGCUACAAUAGUGGCCAAGAAGUCUUUGGCUCAGCGAUGCCCCCAUUACACCUGUCCCCAGGGAACGGAGGCCACGCCCCCGCUGAUUAACAGGGUGGAGGGGACGCUGCAUCUUCGAUCGAUUCUGGAAGGUUCUAAUUAGCUGGGAUUCCUGUUCAGGGCUGAGCCGGAAGGUCUCCUGGCUGCUCCCGGAACUUUCCCAGUUGGCUGGCCCUGCUGAGAUGUGUGAUCAAUAGUAAUAAUGACUGGUAAAAUACCAAGACCACAUGAAGGAAACGUUUAAGAAGUAUAAUAUAACCGGAAGCGUUUAUACGGUUGUGCAAGAAAGUUUUAUUGAUGUAAAUAUCUUCAUUUUAAUUUCUUUUUUUAUGUACUCAUCUUUUGUCCUUGUAUGUCCCUGGGGGCCAUAGGGCACUUUCCACCCGUCUUAGUCUGUGCCCUGUGCCCUGCCCCACCCGCAUGUAACAGAAACACACACUGUAAGACAUACCUAUCACUACCAUUGUUAGCGUCAUCUUCCUUCUCAUCAUCAUCAUCUUUGUGAGAUGGGUAUCAGCAUAUCUACAUCUGUGUGUGUGUGUGUGUGUGUGUGUGUCUUUUGUUCUGUCACCUAAGCACAAGCGUUUGUUGGUCCAAAGGCGGCUCGUGGUUCUGUUUUAACACCUGAACCAGCAUCGCCUGCCACACUGCACCUGGCCCUCCUUGCGAACACUGCCCUCUACCUGCAGCACGUCGCUCAUGCCGCCAGGGCUGGCGUGUUUCGGGAACUUUUGGGCAACAUUUGAGCAGCGUUUGACCAGCUCCGAAGGAGGGGGGUGGGGGCUGGCUGGGUGUAACCUUUUCUUUCUACUAUGAAGACUGUAACACUAUCUACAACAGUACACCAGUACUUCUAGCUUAUGAAUAUUAUACUUAGUACUGUAGGCAAAUGUUAGUGUGAGUUUCAAAUAUGAAUGUGAGGAUGAAGGCUGUCAUGUGACCCUAUCCCACCCUCGGAUCACCUGAUGUCAGGGUGUGCCCGUUAAUCCAGGUGUACAUAUCUCCCUGAGGUGUGUACGUGUGUGUAUAGGUGCAUGUUUGCGUGACGUGCACAUGCUAGUGUGCCAUUUGGUUACCCAUAUGGGCAAGGGGAGUUUACUACUGAGCUGGCCUCCAGCCACAGGCCUGGCCUUGUGACAUCAUCAGCAAGCGCCACCCAGUCAUACCUGUGCCCCUGUACACCCUACCUGCCAUCUCAGCUGCACCCACACUGCACUCCUCUGCAGACUCAUACUCGCCCAGCCACACCUGGCCAAUGCCUCACUUAUGCAGAAAUGACUCUGCUGUGGAAAGGAGCCCCCCCCUCCCCCCCCCCCCCCCCAUCGUCAACAAUCCCCCAUAAAGUGCAUCACGCGUGUCUCUGCUCUGUACAGAAUUUUGUCAGAAUUAACACUUUAGAGACAAAAUAUUCGGUUUAUAUAAAUCUGCAGAGGUAUGACAGAACUUUUUUUUGUAGCAAACAAUGAACUCUUGCUGUUUGCUAUUUUUUCUAAGGUACUGUUGAAAUCUGUAGGCGUUUGUACCCAUUUGAAACUGAUUUUAGCCAAAUAGACAAGGUAGUCUCAGAGUGCCAAGAGUAGGCAGGCGUCCGCUGAGACUAAAUCAGAAAUAUUCUUUCUGUAGCCCAUUGUGUUUUUAUACAUUUGCAUUUUUAACAUCUGAAUCUGUUCUAAUGCUGCGUCUGUCUGUCUGUGAGGAUGGUUCUUAUCUGCAGAGUGUGAGUCUGUCACUAAUCUGCCACUCUGUUCUAAAUAAAAGGCCUGAUUGGCUAA
Messenger RNA from Brienomyrus brachyistius, 5090 nucleotides. RefSeq names its product syndecan 3 (gene sdc3). NCBI's taxonomy places the organism in Eukaryota, Metazoa, Chordata, Actinopteri, Osteoglossiformes, Mormyridae. Gene Ontology annotation, cellular component: cell surface; membrane. Bases 760 to 2103 code for a protein of 447 amino acids. The record is from RefSeq and is a predicted model, not a curated record. The transcript is spliced from 5 exons. Gene Ontology annotation, biological process: cell migration.